CAAGAAGACGCUUAAAGUUCAGUCUACUGUAGAAUCGUAGAUAGAACACUUCAAAAUGAGUGUGAUGCUGUUUAUUUUCUGUUCCCUUCUGAUCGCUGUUGAAUCAUCAAAAUGUCCUGAACCAAGGAAACCUCAUCCUACUAGUUGUACUGUGUUUUACAAUUGUGUGAAUUUACCUGACAGUGGAUACGUCUGGGUGCCCAGAAAGUGCACAGAAGGCUUGGUGUUUCAACCAUAUCUACGAAUGUGCAUUCUGCCUGGUGACUCUUGGUCCUGUGAUACAUUAUCAACAGGCUCUGUUAUAACAAACAGGUAUGACACACCUGAGUUGAUUGAUCCAAACGAGACUAGUUACAUGGGCUCAACGGAGGAUCCUCCGAAUUUUUCUGAGCUCAUUGAUUCGUCCUAUGCUAGUGAUAAUGUUGAUGAAUCGAAAAAUGAAAUGAUGACGCCAUACCCGCUAAUUCAGAUCCAAGAGCCAAUGGGAAACCAACAAGAAAAAAUGAUAUAUAAUCUACAAAAUCAUUACAAGAAGGAAUAUUUGAUGUUAAAUCGUUUAAUGCAGCAUUUAUCGAUUCACAAGGAAAUAACCAUUCCCCUAGAACUUUUGGCUUCAUUAUCUACAUCUCCAAAAGUUACAACUGAGACUUCAGCCAAGACAGAAUUUUCUAAAGCCAGUCAGCAGAGUGUGUUAAUGAGUUACUUCAUACAGAAUCGUAUUCAACAAACCAAAUUAGAAAAUGGUAUCACAACUAAUGCAACACAGCAAGAUGUAGUUGAAUAUCCUGUAAAAAGCGAAGAGAAGUCAAUGCAGAAAGUGCAAACAUUAAACGAUACAUUAGAGAACCUGCUUAACGAUCCAGAGAACGCUGACAAAUUAAUUUUAAUUACAUCUAAUACUGGAGACAGGCAGUAUUUCACAGUUGAAAAAUAUAAAUCGCUCGGCUAUCGUGUGGAUUCUAAGUUUAUUCAAAUAAUCCCAUGUGUGGGAAACGUCCGUAUGCCGAACGAAACCGACUGCGCUAAGUAUUACAUGUGCAAACCGGAAACAAUCUCCAUAAUCGAGCAUUCGUGUCCACCUCACACGGGAUUUAAUAAAUAUACCAGGGUUUGCGAUAGAGAAAGCUACACCAAGUGCUUGAAGAACAAUCAAGAUAAGAACAAUGUAGACAGUGACAACAGAGCCGAAGUUAAAGCUUCAAAUAAGGUGUGUACAGAGCAUGGAAAAAUAAAAGAUAUGACGUCCGAGUCCCAUUAUUACAUUUGUUAUUCCCCUUCGAAUAACUCUAAUGAUUUGAAAUCUGUACGAAUGGCAUGUCCAAACAGUUUGAUAUUUUGUCAACAUAAAAAAGUUUGUACAAUCAGACGACUCUGCAAGGGGAUAUAGGGUACCUUGAGUUGGAGAAUUAAACGCGGACCCGAUCUCUGAAGAUGUGUCGGUACUGGAAGAGCUGUGGGCUGGUGAAGUUUGAAUUCGAAGUGGAGUUGCAUAGUCCAAUGCACACAUUACUACCUUUUCCAUACCGCUGUAACAUUAGAAUAUCUUUUACCUUACUAUUUUUUUAUUUACAAAUAAUUUAACUGUAAGCCUGAGUAAAUCAAAUAUUAAAUUAAUUUUUACUUUGA
This is a messenger RNA of Megalopta genalis, 1626 nucleotides long. RefSeq lists its product as uncharacterized. The record is from RefSeq and is a predicted model, not a curated record. Gene Ontology annotation, cellular component: extracellular region. Gene Ontology annotation, molecular function: chitin binding. Lineage: Eukaryota; Metazoa; Arthropoda; Insecta; Hymenoptera; Halictidae.